AAUUUGAAUAAAAUUCUCCUUCUUCCCUCACGGCCUCGACGGAAGAAACCCUACUCUCUCUUUUCUCUUAAACCCUCUCUGCCUCGCCGGAAAAGCACAUUUCUUGCCUUGCUAACCACUUCUUUGCCGUGUAUGUUAUGGUGUGUUAUCUUGAGUGGUUGAAGCGUUAAACAUGGCACUUUGCCUCCCUCUUUCAUUCGGCAAUCCCAAACCAGUUGCUUCCCUAAGUUCCAGUUUCGUUCAUGGCGGAACAAAACCUUCAUCUUUUUCGAUCAACGAGAAAUUGAAAACGGAUAACCGUCUCCAAAAUGUCUCUGUUUCAAUUUCUUGUUCCUCUAUAAAACUUGUCCAUGACCGUGCACUCGAUAAGCAUGUUGUCAUGAAGUAUAGGGUUAGGUUUGUUCAAAAGUUAAAAACUUUACUUCUCUCUAAAUCGAAACAUUAUAUUCCAGUUCAUAUUCUGUGUAAAUGCCGUUCUUAUCUUGGUCUUCCCAAGCCUCGUUCUAUACUUUCUAUGAUUCAUAGAUAUCCAUCCAUUUUUGAACUCUUCAAUAUGUCAUGGCCUCCCAAACCACUCAAUGCUACCAAGUUACAUCCCAAACUCUGUGUUCGAUUGACCCCAGCUGCGGCUGCUGUUGCUGCUGAGGAACUGGCUUUUCAAUCUUCCAUUUCCAACAUGUUGGCUGCGAAACUGCAAAAGCUUCUUAUGCUAUCUUCUCGCCGCAAGUUACUUCUGUCCAAAUUGGUUCACUUUGCUCCACAUCUUGGUCUCCCUCCUAAUUUUAGGUCCAGGUUGUGCAAUGAUCAUCCGGAGAAAUUCAGGACUGUUGACACGCCCUAUGGCCGUGCACUUGAGCUUGUAUCUUGGGAUGUCAACUUGGCAAAGUGUUUGCCGCCUCGUGCAUCCCGUGAUCCUGGUUUCAUAGUUGAUCGUCCUUUGAAGUUCAAGCAAUUGAGGCUUCGAAAGGGGCUUAAUUUAAAGAGACGUCACCAGGAUUUCUUGCUGAGAUUUGAAGAAAUGCCAGAAGUUUGCCCCUAUAGGAAUCCUGCUGAGGCUUUUUCCAAGGAAUCGUUAGAGGCAGAAAAGAGAUCUUGUGCAGUAGUAAGGGAGAUUCUUGCAAUGACAAUUGAAAAGAGGACUUUAAUAGACCACUUGACUCAUUUCAGAAAGGACUUUGGCUUCCCAAACAAGUUGAGAGGGAUGAUAAUAAGGCACCCGGAAUUGUUUUAUGUGAGUUUGAAAGGGCAACGACAUUCAGUUUUCUUGGUGGAGGGGUUUGGUGAGAAGGGUGACUUAUUGGAGAAGGAAGAGAUUUUAUCCAUACAGGAUAAAUGGAUGGACUUGGCUAGGGAGUCCAAGAGAAUGAGACGAGAGAGAAGGAAGAGUAGGUUUAGGAAAGAUAUUGGCAGCUUGAAUGAAGCUGAUCAAAAUAAUUCUGACAGUGAUGAUGAUUACGAUGAUAAUAUUGGGAUCGACAAUUUUGAGAAUCUGUAUGAUGAUGGUUUUGAGAAUAUAUUUGAGGAAUUGGAUUUCGAGGCUGAGGAUGAUGAUGAUGAUCAAGGAGACAAGAUUUUCUCCCAAAGCAAUUAUGGAGAAUUCUGGACUGCGGAACCUUUUCCUAUUCAACAUGGUUUGGAUGAACCUCAGAUGCAGCCUUGGUAGUUUUUAAUUUGUAGAACAUAGUUUUUUCCCACACAAGUAAAGCAGUAAAGUUUUCAAAUGGUAAUUUAUGGUUCCAGAUUGCAUCCACCGUACCAUGAUUGGGAGCCUGAUCCAUGCUUUACUAUUUACUAUAUUAAUUGAAAGACAAUUCGGUGUAAGAUUGUGUACAUAUGAUAAAGUUGAAGCAAAAGUUGAAGCUCAAAGAGGGGUUAACUAAAGAAA
Molecule: messenger RNA, 1885 nt
Organism: Vigna umbellata (rice bean)
Lineage: Eukaryota; Viridiplantae; Streptophyta; Magnoliopsida; Fabales; Fabaceae
Product: protein WHAT'S THIS FACTOR 1, chloroplastic
Molecular function (GO): RNA binding
Source: RefSeq, a predicted model, not a curated record